Messenger RNA from Bactrocera dorsalis (oriental fruit fly), 2402 nucleotides. RefSeq lists its product as uncharacterized. The record is from RefSeq and is a predicted model, not a curated record. Bases 521 to 2362 code for a protein of 613 amino acids. The transcript has 5 exons. NCBI's taxonomy places the organism in Eukaryota, Metazoa, Arthropoda, Insecta, Diptera, Tephritidae.
AGUUGCACCCUUACGUCAACAGCAUACAUACCUGGGUAUACCAUACCAUAUGUAUAGUAAAACGCAUGUAAAUAUGAUAAUAUUUGAAAAGUAUGGUUUAUUUUGAGUGAAAAAAAUACUUAUGGUAUAAAAAUUAUUAUAAAUUAUAAAAUACUUGUUAAAAAAACUACGAAAAAAUUUAAAAUUAUUGAAAUUCAAUUACAUCUAUCGCAUUGCGGCAAGUCUUUGGAAUGCUCUGCGUACACUGGUUUGUUGCAUAAUGUGCAUGCUUUACGAGUAGGGCGUCGUUUGGAGCAGAUGUAGCAAUUCCCCUUUACUUUUAGGCGUCCCGUACUAUCACGCUCCUCCGCUUCAUGUGCUCCAGCUUCCACAACUCGGAUGGGCCUACCUAUCGUGGCUUCGAUGGCGUUGCGCGUUGAAAAAACUCUGGAUAUUCUGCUGUUAUUCGUCCUGCUCUCUAUUUCUGGCUUGCAUAGUUGCUCACUUAGCUGAUGGAGAAACAUCCUACGGCGGCUUGUAUAUGACUUCAGUCAUGGCGGAACAACCAACUUUAGUUUUACGUAAAAAGAAGAAGACACAUACCUACGUGAAAGCGUCGAAGGAGGAGGUCGAAACCGAACAACCCAAAGACGUAGACAGCCUUUUACGCGCACAAAAAAGUGACGUGUCUUUGCCGGAAAGUAUUGCAUCAAAAGCCGCGCGAUCAUUUACAGCUGAAGAAAGCCGUCCGUCGGACAUCAUGUCGCGAAUAUUUGAUGACACAUCAUUGUAUGACAGCGAUUAUUCAACUACCGAGACGGAGGAGAGUGUAUCUCAACACGCGCUGCCAGUAAUGGAGAGCAUGUAUGUUGACUUACUACACGUUUAUGGAGGUAUACCAGAUCUCGACGAAGUCUCCGAAGAUAUAGACUCUCGAAAAAGUGUUCGAACCACGGUCGAAAUUGAACAGGAGCCCAUGGACGAAGGAAUAUUUGUGGAUCCACUAACUGGCGAGACUAUAAUUGAGCGAAGAAAGCCACCCACUCCAACUGUCGCCGUAAGCGAAGUUAGCAAAAUGGGAGUUGAAGAAGAAGAAGAAGAAGAAGAGGAAACUGAGACGGUGGAAUUGCAAGCGGACAUAUCGAUGUCAGAAGAUAGUGAGAUACUACAAUUAUUGGAACUCGAAAAAAUGGAAACGGAAGUAGUAGCCAAAGAUGAGCUUCAAGCUGAUUCUUUAGACGAUUUUUUAACGAGACUAAAGGUGACUAUAGUGGAGAAACCAAAUUUUAGGCAGCUUACAGCAGAAAAGCUCGAACGUGAGAGAGUAUUGAAAAUAAUGAUGGCGGAAGCUGAAAAAUUCCUAAAUACCUUAAUCGAAGAGGUUGUGGAUGUCGUCGAAUAUAAACAACCUAUGGAAAUAUUACGUAAUAAUUUAGAUAAACAUGCUGUAAUGGAAGAAAUCUUAGAGAAAGUGAACGAAUUAGAAGUAGAACGUACCAUACGAGCCAUCCUUAAUCGCAGAGCUAUCGAAUUCUACAAACGUAAAAGAUUAUAUCAAGCCAUUACAGACGAUUUACCAGAUCAGGCUAUGGAGUAUAGAGAAAAGCUCAAUUAUGCUACGAAACAGUUGGAUCGGGCACUCGGAAUGGAACAUGCGAUAAAAAUGAAAUGGCAACACGAACAAAACCAAUUAAAUGCAAAGCUCACGCAGAUGCAGGAAAGUGCACAAGAGAAAGAGGACGAGUUUAAAGCAUUAGUACUCCAGUCGCUUGUAAAGGACAAACGAAAUUUCGAACCAAUUAUUACGAAUAUUUUGAACGAAAUGUUUACAACAUAUAAUGAAGUGUGCAAAACGUACCUCGAUCUCAUUCAAAUACAACACACGAAAGCAGAACUUCAGAAGAAAGACGACUAUAUAGAAUACGGCAAGGGAUUGAAACAAUAUGUGAUCUUACAAACGGAAACAAAAGACUUGCACAAAAAAGUUGAAGAUCGCAGCGUGGAAUUGGGCUAUAUUCGUGCGCGUUGCAAUCGCGAUAUUCAUGCGCUCUCGAAUAUAAAAGUUAAAAGCGAUAUUGCACGCAUUAUAAACGGCAUGAAGAAGAGGACGCUAGCUUAUUUGCUGGAGGAUAAGAAACAAUCUCGCGAGAAAUUAGUUCAUUUGAAGGAAGAACGCUUAGGUUUACAGCGACAAAUACGGGAAUUGACAUUUCAAACCGGUUUGUCCAGCAAACCGGUGCUGUUGAAAGAUUACGAUUCCACUGUUGAACAAGCUGAAAUGGUGGCUAAAAAUAUUGCGGCGUUACGUAAGCAGAAAAAAGAUUUAUUGGAUAAAAUAGCUAAAAUUGAAACAAAGUGUAAAGCAAGGGAAGCACGCGGGUAAACAAUAAAUAUAACAUUUUUCACAUUCGUGGAAAACCGCA